This is a messenger RNA of Durusdinium trenchii, 2166 nucleotides long. Lineage: Eukaryota; Dinophyceae; Suessiales; Symbiodiniaceae. The record is from the annotation of a GenBank genome assembly.
AUGGAGACCAUUGAAGAAGGACCCGUGACUCUAGCCGAGAAAUGGGAGGCCAAUCGCCAUAUCCGAAACCGGAUCCGAUCCAAGGGUAUGCUCGUUGUGUGGCCUAAACCUGAGCUCGUUGGAAAGCCGACCGUGGCUUCCAUAUCCUUGAACAUCCACGCCCUUCGUAUUUUGGCAGAGGAUUGGUGCCCCAAGCAAUCUGGGCCUAAGAGUCCUAGUGUUCAUGCAGUGAGGAAGGAGGUCGCAGCUCUACGUGCAAUCUUUCAGCUUCCAAACGACCCUGCAAUUCUCCAUGCAGAUGCCUGGGGGUUGAAGAAGUUGUUCAGCUACGGGGAUGCUGCCGUGAACCCCUUCUAUGAAGUGAUCUAUUCCUUUUGGAGUGUGAGGUUGAAGCCAGAACAUGCCAUUGAGAUCUUCGUUGUGGACAGCGGUGACGAGGAGAGUGAUUUCAGUGCUUUCAUGACUGUGAAGUCGGAUCCUUAUGGCAUGGCCAGUCCUGGGAAAAACUCAAAGGUGAAGAGCCAGCUGAAAGUGGAAGAUGCCUCGCUCAACCAUGAUGAUAGCGACUGCCAACUGGUCAUGAUGGAGCCAGUGAGUUCUCUUGAAACACCUCAGAAACAAGCAGAGGAAGGGCUGGCUCAACCGCCUGUGACUUCUGGGCUCUCAGUUGCUGAGAUGAUGGAGAGGGCGAAAAAAGUACGGUGUCUUCUUGCCAAGAGGGCUGCUGCCAAAGCUGUGGGCGAUACUGCCGACACACAGCCGCUGGAUGCAGUGUCUUUCAAAGCUUUGGCGGAGUCAUACCAGCCACCAGCACUGCCACCUGUCAAGCGCUUUGAGGAGACUGACGACCAUGUGCUGCAACGCUCCUUGCAGACAGAGUUUGGGCGGGCUGAUGCAGCAGGCGAAGCUGAGCCUUUGCAAGGUGGCCAUAUGUCAGUUGCAGGGCGGAUCAUUGCUGGCCAGCCGCCGGUGGAAUGUGAGCAACUUGAUGAGAAGCCAUCCAUGGACAUUGCGGAGAGCUUGCCUGCGCCUGGCUCUGACCUUGAGGAUCCGUAUGACUUCUUCAACAAGGAUUCCGGACAUGCUAGUAGUGAGGAUUUGGAGAGCUCUGCUUCUGUUCAGGGCAAUGCCGAGGCUGAAGUUCUUUCAAUGUCAGCAGAGCCUGUGAUUGGAAAUGAAGUCUUUGAUCCACUUGCCCAUUCCCAGCCGGGUUCUACUGCCAUUGUGGAUGAUGAACCAUUGGCACCUUCUGCCAUUGCUGAGGGCGAAGAACGUCAUUCCGGUGCCCCACUCGAAGCCAUUGCUGCUGACUCUGAUGAUGCAAUGCCUUGUGCUGAGGUCCCUGACCCGUGUGAAGAACAGGAAGAAGCUUCAGUUUGUGCCAAGCAAGCCAGCUCUGGCCAUGCUGGUGCGCCUUCCGCUGUCACUGAGUCUGAGGCUCCAAGCUCUUCAAAGGCUGAAGAGAGUGGUCAGUUUGGAGCAGAAGAUGGUGAAGACCUUCCAGAACCCGAGCCAGUGAGCAGGAAAAGCCAAUUUGAGUUGAAGAAGGAGGUAAAACCCAAGGCGAAAGCCAAGGCAAAGGCUAAGUCCAAAGCCAAGGCUCAGGCCAAGAGGGCAUGUGCCAAGCGUCGUGGUCGACCAGGUCGAGGGCAUGCGUGUGAGAAGGCGGAUGCUGAGAUGGUCAACCUGUGCUCUGAUGCUGAGGAUUUGGAGAUCAAGGCCGAGGAGACCGAGGAGCAGGAGGAACAGCCCAAGGCCCCAAAGCCCAAGCGUCAGGCGAAGCGAAAGGCGGAGGCGCUUCCAGCGGUGGCAGAGGAGGGCAUGGAUGAUGACAAAGUUGUUUGGGGACCUGUUUCAACACAAGGUAUAGAAGACUUUGAAAAACAUUGGACGGCCCAGGACCAGAACAUCAAGAAGCAGUCCACGGUUGACGCGGAGGACAAGGACAAGCGUGGUGGCAUUGAGGAGCAAUGUCAACAGCAAGAGCCAACUGGUGCUGAUGCUGCGCCUCGGAACGCCUUGAAGAGCUUUGCGCGCCGCCCGUGCCCCAAAACAUCGCCAGCAAAGGCGAGAUGGCUUGCUGUUCGGGACGUGUUUGAGAGCGCUAUCAAGCCAAUUCUCGAGGAGGUGGGUUUCAAGACUUCUCCUGUAGAGGCAAGGUUUUGA